GCCAACCCUUUGCGCCACUCCCUGCUCGGCACCGUUUCCAGGUUUUUGUUUUCCUUUCUUCACCUUUUGUCACUCCGCCUCUUGUCGUUGUUGUGUGUGUCAUUGUCCGCCCUUUGUUGCUUUCUUCUUAAAGAAAAAACCCCCCCAUCCUCGUCCGUUGCGCCGCCUUGAAUACCAUCUGCCGCUUCUUGUCUGUCUGCCUGCCAGAGAUAAAAACCACCACAAGAGGCGUCUCUGUUCUCAGACCUCGACGCCGUCCCUCAUCUUGGUGCUGCUCCGUCACCUACAACAGCCCGACCUGUCCUCGACUUACACCAAAAGACAAGAGAAAAAAAAAAGUCACAGUGCUCCUCGUCCAUACAACAACAUGCCGGUCCAGCUACUCCCUGCCUCGGCCGCGGCCUUUGCCCCGCGGGCCUCAUCCGUCAACGUCGUCCUGGGCUCUCGCGUCGAGCCGUGGCUUACACAGACGCUCAAGCGUGUCAACCGGGUCAAGCGCCCCCUCAACAGCGUCCCCCAGCACCAGCGAUGCCUCACCGAGCUUCUGUCAUCACCCAACGCCAUCUGGACCCUCUGCUCAAUCAUGCUCGCCAAGCUGCCCCAGGCCGAGAUGCCCGAAGACCCCACGGAGAACCUCUUCAGCCACCAGCUCUUCCACGUCGAGGCCUACAUUGUCCACGUCGACAUGGUCCUGCGCAACGAGGUCGCCUUCAAGCUGACCACCGACACCAUUGAUGCCCUCGUCGAGUACCACAAGGAGGUCCACUGCGUCGACGCAAAGGCCAACACCUACGACUGGUCCGAGAAAGAGCAGCAGUGCAAGAAGCUGCACGAAGACUUUGUCCAGGCCAUCAACAAGUUCGUCUUCCGCGCCGACGUCUCCGCCCUGGAGGGUCUCGAGGAGGAGGGUGCCGGCGAGCUGCUCAACGGAAAGAGCAAGGACGUCAAGGCCAGCAUCAUGAACCUGAUGAAGCCGCUUCUGCCUCCCCCGCCCAGAGUCGUCGAGGUCAUUCGCCAGCCACCUCUGCUGCCCAGCUCUCCCCUCGGCAACAUGUGGACGCAGGCUCCUCCUCAUAUCAUCCCCGCGGCCGUUGAGCCCUGGCAGGUGCUGCCUUCAAGUCCCAGCGUCACCUCGUCUGUCGACUCGAGCCACACUCCCCUCUGGGCCAACAUGGGUAUGAGCGACUGCCAGCUGCCCUCCCCGACGCCCUCGUUCAGCCUGCCGCAGACCACCGCCGAGCUCUUCUACAGCCCGCCCAUCAUGGCACCCAUCCCGGCGCUUCCUCUCCCCAGCGUCUUCGCACCUUCACAGUGCGGAGUCAGUCUGGGCAUGGGCAUCGGUGGCUUCGGCUGGGACCGCUACCACGAGUACGCCACCAUCAUGUGA
Trichoderma reesei QM6a is the source of this 1387-nucleotide messenger RNA. RefSeq lists its product as uncharacterized. Bases 368 to 1387 code for a protein of 339 amino acids. The transcript has a single exon. NCBI's taxonomy places the organism in Eukaryota, Fungi, Ascomycota, Sordariomycetes, Hypocreales, Hypocreaceae. The record is from RefSeq and is a predicted model, not a curated record.